Cyprinus carpio (common carp) is the source of this 1023-nucleotide messenger RNA. RefSeq names its product autophagy-related protein 101-like. The transcript is spliced from 3 exons. The coding region runs from base 161 to 817 and encodes 218 amino acids. The record is from RefSeq and is a predicted model, not a curated record. Gene Ontology annotation, biological process: autophagosome assembly; autophagy. NCBI's taxonomy places the organism in Eukaryota, Metazoa, Chordata, Actinopteri, Cypriniformes, Cyprinidae. Gene Ontology annotation, cellular component: phagophore assembly site.
AUGUGACGUGAACCAACCACUGCGAUUAUUACAACGCCAAACUGCACUGUCCCUUAUCCCGCCCUGUACAUCUGACGUGUGUUUACAAAACAAAAGCACUCCAUUGCAAGAAAAAAUGUGCGUCGACAUUUCCUACGUAAGAAGUUUAUUAUAGACGAUCAUGAACUGUCGAUCAGAAGUGCUGGAGGUGUCAGUGGAGGGCAGGCAGGUGGACGAGGCCAUGCUGGCCGUGCUGCACACGAUCCUGCUGCACCGCAGCACGGGUAAAUUUCACUACAAGAAAGAGGGCACGUACUCCAUCGGCACGGUGGGAACUCAAGACGUGGACUGCGACUUCAUCGACUUCACAUUCGUGCGAGUGUCUUCUGAUGAGCUGGACAGGGUUAUCAGGAAAGCGGUGGCCGAGUUUAAGGAUGCUCUUGGUAAUUCUGGGAGUGAUGGCAUGGGUCAGAUCUCUUUGGAGUUCUACCAGAAGAAGAAGUCACGCUGGCCCUUUUCAGACGAAUGCAUCCCGUGGGAGGUCUGGAGCAUCAAGGUGAACGUGGUGAACCUGGCCAACGAACAGGAGCGUCAGAUCUGCAGGGAGAAGGUUGGCGAGAAGCUCGGCGAGAAAGUCAUCAACAUCGUGGAGGUCAUCAACCGUCACGACUACCUUCCCAAGAUGCCCACCCAGUCGGAAGUGGACAAUGUGUUCGAUACGAGUUUGAAAGACGUUCAGCCGUAUCUGUACAAGAUCACGUACCAGAUCACUGAUUCUCUGGGCACGUCUGUGAGCACUACCAUGAGGAGGCUGAUCAAAGACACGCUGGCAUUGUAAAGGACAGCGAAACAGCUGAAGCCAGAUGCUUCUUGGAUGUUUAUGAUGAUCGUGUAAAAAUAGAAAUCACAUUACAUUGUUCCUGAAUGGGAUUUACACUUUUCCUGUAUAAUAAUGGUAUCCACUAUCUUUAUAUCAGCUAAUUCAAGCAAGAAUAUUAUUGUUACUUGUUUUUUUUUUAAUAAAAUCUAAUUAUGUUACCUGAA